AUGGCUAGUAGUAAAAGUAAGAAAAUACGCCCAUUACUUUUUACUGUUUUAGUAAUAAUUAAUUUACUUAUAACACAAUCAGCAUUAUUUAAUAAUUAUAUUAAAACUAAUUAUACAAUGAUCAUAAAGUACUUUACAGCUGUAUUAUCAGUCUCAUAUAAUUAUGUCUUAUGUAUUAGUAGAUUAUUACGUACAUCACCACGUGCAGUGCCAGAACUGUUCAAUAGUUACACUGAAACCAUCACACACAUAACAAAAGAAUAUUACAGUAUUAUUAUAAGCUUAUACCAUGAACAUUCACAAAUAUUAUUACAUAAUGCAUAAUAAAUAAC
Messenger RNA from Nematocida parisii ERTm1, 332 nucleotides. RefSeq lists its product as uncharacterized. The record is from RefSeq and is a predicted model, not a curated record. Lineage: Eukaryota; Fungi; Microsporidia. The coding region runs from base 1 to 324 and encodes 107 amino acids. The transcript has a single exon.